Messenger RNA from Colletotrichum karsti, 2922 nucleotides. Its product is annotated as frequency clock protein. The record is from RefSeq and is a predicted model, not a curated record. Gene Ontology annotation, cellular component: nucleus; cytoplasm. NCBI's taxonomy places the organism in Eukaryota, Fungi, Ascomycota, Sordariomycetes, Glomerellales, Glomerellaceae. The transcript is spliced from 2 exons. Bases 1 to 2922 code for a protein of 973 amino acids. Gene Ontology annotation, biological process: circadian rhythm; regulation of DNA-templated transcription.
AUGCCCGACAUUAAAAAAUCCCAAGGGACCCAACCGCCGACGUCGCCGAAAGGCCACCCACUGCCACGGCGUGCGUCGCCCGAGCACUCCGUAACUCUACGACACCACCGUCUUGCCCGCCAGGCCAGCGAGAGGGCAGCGUCAUCCCGCGCCGCUGCAGCCGCCAGUUCUGGAUCUUCAUCACCAAGGCGGCAGUCAUCCGGAGAAAGUCACAACACCGGACACAGUGAUCCAAAGAACUGGUUUGACGCAAAUAAUGAGAACCCGACUGCCGACUACUCCAACGGGAUGGAUGUUGACCCUCCGUUUUUCCAGAAGGAGAGCGAUUCCUCCAACGAUGAUGUGGCGAAAGCGACGAGCUACCCUCAGCAUCUGCUGAAGCCACCAAUAACCGGACUCAAGCCCAGCGCUACCCACAGCAGCAGUGCAGACGACUAUCGAAGUGUCAUCGACGACCUGACGGUUGAGAUCAAGAAACUGAAGGAUGAGCUGAAGCGGUAUAAGCAUAAGGGCCCAGAGAUGAUGAAGAGGGAUAAAUUAUUCGAAAUCAAGAUUCACGGCCUGCCAAAGCGCAAGAAGCGAGAACUGGAAAGCACACUCCGCGAUUUUGCUUCUGGAUUGGAAAGUAGCACCCCGAGUGCAGAAGCUUCAUCGGCGCGCAAGAAGUCAAGGCACACUACGCGUCUCGACUCUGGGUCAGGAUCCUUAUCGAAGCAUGCAUCCUCUUCGUCUGGGUCUCAUUCGAGACCAGUCGACUCUGCCUACGCGUCCAUGUCUACGGGCGCCAACUCAUCCGGCACAUCUCUAGCACGACCAUCCGCCAGUUCGCGAGCGAGAUCCUCGGAACAGAAGGUGCAGAGCUACCUCAAAGACAUUCCGGAGGGUUUGUACCCACGUCACAUGGUUAUGACGGACAAGGAUAAGAAAAAGCUCAUUGUACGACGAUUGGAGCAAAUUUUCACGGGAAGGAUUACUGGUCGGAGUCUGGCACGCAACCAACCCAAAUCCGCUGCGAACAUCGCCCCUAUGGCGCCCAUCAUGGUGGAGCCCGCAACCGGAAAUACGACUACUUCUCACCCACCACCAAAUAUCUCGACGGUAGUGAACGAGCCUUCACGCGAGGCACGGAUCUUCGAAGGUAAGAAGGGACAGUCGAAAGACACCAAUUCAGCAACCAACUCGAAUGACCAACCAGAGCCCGGGGUUAUCCCAGCUGCUACGGCCGAGGUUAGCACGUCCCCUCCGAAUGCUCUACCACCGGAGCAACGCCCCACUCGGCCGCGAGAUCUUGAUCCGGACCGGCUGCAGAACCCGACGGAAAACAUGGAUUAUAUCCGCCACUUGGGCCUCGCACCACCUCACUUGACGAACCUGGCCACGUACGAGGAUGUAUCUCCCGACGCCGACGGUUGGGUAUACCUGAACCUAUUGUGUAACAUGGCACAGUUGCACAUGCUGAAUGUUGCACCCGACUACAUCCGCAGUGCCGUUUCUGAGCGAAGCACCAAGUUUCAACUCUCUCCGGACGGUCGCAAGAUCCGAUGGCGAGGUGGAACCGAAGGCACCAAGUUCAGCAGCGACAGUUCUGGAGACACAUCUCAAGUCAGCCGAUCAGAUGAGUCCGAAGGUGCUCAAAACGACGGGUCGAGAAAGAAACGGAAAAUAUUACAGACGGCAAAGAGCGGUCAAUAUUCCAUGUCAUCGGGGAAGCACACUUCAGAUCAGUCGAAGCUCGACCAACCAAUAUCCUCGGCCGACGGGUUUCAUUACAAGCCUUUGUUUGUACACCAGUCAUCUUCUGCGGAACAAACCUCCCUCGAUGACACCGGCUCAUCGUUUGGUGCUGCGGAAGACAACAGCAACGGCGAGUCACGAUGGGACAAUGGCGAAUCUUCGUCGUCGCGAAGAAAGAGAAAGCGGUUGGAUGGCGCCAUCAUCUACUACAGCGGCGCUCCUUUCUGUACGGAUUUGUCUGGCGAUCCCGGUGACGCAUCCCCGUCAUCGUACAUGACUUCAACUGGACAAGAACAGCAGUUAUCUUCGAGCACCGGAUUCCUUCGCCCAGACGCGCCGCAUCGCACCGCAUCAGGCUCCGCCCUCCCAUACCGACCCCUGAGCGACGGCAGAAAGGUACCGAGUGUUGCUGUCGCAACCGAGACUGAUUCCGACGACAUGGAUGUGGACAUCAACGCCGACUUCCCGUGGUCGAACGCGCCUCAGGUUGUGCCCGACAGCACCCUCGAUGCAUGUGGCCUCGGCGGCGUUACCCCCUACGACCAUUUUAUGGUCGUCGCUACCACUAAGCGACCUAAGAAUGAUUUGGCGGCGCCUACCACGACACUGAAGAUGGAGGAUGUCCCAGAGUUGACGAAGAGGAUAGUGUCGCCUUUGAGUUCGUCUCGAGGUGGGGUGUCUCGGCCCCAAUCCGAGAGGAAAACCUCGAGUAUCAACAUCCAGUACACGUCCAGGGCUGUCAGGAGACUCGACCCUGCACCGCUACCUCCGCCGGGUAUGUACUUCGAUUUUGAAAGCGACUCAGACGACACCGAAGAUUCCGAUAUGGAGUCGGACUUGGACGUUGAAUCCAGAUUGCCUCUGGGUAAUCGAGUGAACCCCAACCUUCUCGAAAACACCUAUCCCGACGACGAGGAGAUUACCAGCGGUGAUGAGGAGGGCGAAGAGCCCGAUGACGGUGAUGAGCCAGGCGACGCCGUCGCAGACGCGAGCAGUGAGGAGGCGAGAAUUGCCGUCCCACCAAGGGAUCUGCGCCGCGCCAGCAGCAGCAGCGCAGUCGCAGCUGCUGGCACGGUCCGCAGUCGAAGCAAGAGCUUGAGCGUCGAGGUGCCCGUUGCGGCAGGCAGCUCUGUCGCCACAGCUGGCGCCGAGAGCGGCUACAGCAGUGGUCGCGAGGAGAGUGGCUAA